AUGGCUAUUCCCUCGUCCUACGAGGCAGUGACGAAAAACCUCGAGGCUAUCCUCGCGGAUCCGGCAACUCCCUUCGACGUGCCCGCCAUGGAGAAGCUGAAGCUGGAAAUCACGCGAAAUACAGACGCCUCCGUACCAGCAUCUAUUAUCACACAAAUCUCCCAAGUUCUUCCUAUCUUGCAAGAGGAUCCUACCCCGCUGACAACUCUUGGCAUUAAAGCAAUGGCAUUCCUUACUUUCUCCGAUAUCCAAGCUGUGGACCCGCCGGUCAAUUUGAUCGCCGGAAUCAAGGCACCUUCACCGCCGAUAAAUCUACUUGCAUUAUCUCUGCUUGCUAAAGCGAACGGAUCUACCGGUGAUGCAGCUAUAAUUGCUGGAAACUCAGAGUUGGUUGCCACUUUAGUGGAAGUAUGGCUCUCAACCUCGACGACAGAGAUUGCCCAGGCCGCAUUCGAUGUUUUGUGGUCCUUGCUGGAGGUCGAUCAUGCGAACAACGAGGAUGCUGAAAACUAUCCCUCAAACACGGGGGGACAAGGCUUACUAUGGAGAAGACUGUUUAGCGACAAAAGCGUCUAUGGCCUCUUCUUCUCCCUAACUAGUCUUGUCAGCGAUGACCAAGCUGGGCAACUAUCGAAGCGAGAAAAGUCCGUUGCGCAAGGUCGACUUCUAGAGUUCAUAGCAAAGGCUGGGACACUACGAUGGGAUCUCAUAUCAAAUUCUCAUUUCCCGGAAAUUGAGUCCAAAUACCAAAGCCACAGUUUGCUUCACUUUGCCGCCUGUCGAAUGAUCGACACUAGCGAUGUUCUGAUGCACAUGACGCUGCUGGAUUUCAUUCGGAAUUUUAUCCAGAUCCAGGCUCCAGGUCCAAAUAUCUCCCGACGCGACCCCUCGGCGUCCCAGUUUUCCUCGCGUGCUCUCGACUUCUUGGUCAAGGAAAACCUACAUCAGAAGAUCCUUGGAUUCUAUCUAGACUCGUCACAGGUUGACCCCAUUGAUAUUACGUUUCUAGAUAGCCCUAUCACCGCCUAUGUGGCCCAGUAUUCACAACUUUACCCGAAUCAUCUCUUACAGAAUCCACGAGAAGUCCUUGACCGCAUACUGGCUCGAAUUCACCGGUCCUUCUCCAUCCCAUCAGCGCAAUGGGCACAUGGGCAAGUUCCGACGGGAGAUCUUGCCGUUUUAGCCUCUUUGCCGCGGGUUAUGCUUGUCGAAGCCAACAGAAGAUCUCUAAAUCCACUGCAGGCUGUUCCCUCAAGUCCUCCAAAUAAAGACAGUCUCAGUACCUUAGCGAGGAUUUUCCACGGCCCACCACGAAAUUCCGGGGGAGAGCCAUCUGACAAUAUACACAAGGAAGCAACUGCAGCGCGCGUUCUUUAUUUUGCAUAUCUCAAUGACCAUGCGAAUUUUUGGAAAGAUGUCGCCGCUUCUGCAGAUGUUGUUGCUAUGCCGGACGUAGCUCUUGCCGCUAUCGCCUUGAUCAGAGCCGUUGUUACUGCAAACUGGAACACUCUGUCCACUGAACAGGCUGGUCUGAUUAAUGCUAACUCGGCAUUCACACUUCCUUCUGAGCCCGAAUUGACUUCCAAUGGUCCUGGGUUACUCCCGACUUCUGGGUCAUGGGCUAUCCUGACACCUCCGGCGCUGACGACCGUUCUUCCCUACCUAUUCAAGCCACCAUUGACAUAUAACAAUUUUGUCGCCGGUGGGGCAGGAGAUUUGGAGAGCGUAGUCUGGAGAAUAGCAACGGCCAAGUAUGAUACGCUCGUAGAAUUCCACGCUGCUCUGAAAAAUUCUGCUAUUCAGGAAGAUGGGUCUGAAGAUAUUAUCAAGACCCUAGAGCAGCGGAUUCGUGAUGGUCCCCAAGGACCUGCGAUCCAAGUCGGCAGCCGCGUCGAGGCGUUGGAGUUAUAG
This is a messenger RNA of Talaromyces rugulosus, 1911 nucleotides long. RefSeq lists its product as uncharacterized. The record is from RefSeq and is a predicted model, not a curated record. The transcript has a single exon. The coding region runs from base 1 to 1911 and encodes 636 amino acids. Lineage: Eukaryota; Fungi; Ascomycota; Eurotiomycetes; Eurotiales; Trichocomaceae.